AUGACACAAAAACCGAUCUUAAUUUCCGGCGCCGGUCUGGCAUCACUGUUACUCGCUCGCUCACUUCUGCGAUGCAAAAUACCGUUUCGUGUCUUCGAACGCGAUGCGUCGCUGGCUUCUCGAGGCCAAGGAUACAGACUUCGGCUCUCCUCGGAAGGUCUUGAUGCCAUUGAAUCCGCGUUGGGUCCAGCAGCAUGGAAGAAAUUCUACGACCGAUGUGGUAAAACUGGUGGUGGCGGGAUGAGAGUGAUCGAUGCUCUUACUGGUGAAUUUAUCGAGCAGCCACCUGCAGCAGCAGCUGGAAACAGCAGUAGCGGUGGUAGUGGUAACAACGAAAGCUUGAACUCGCGAGAGGGCAAAGUUGUCGGCAUCGCACGCGGAGACAUGCGAAACUUGUUCAUGGAAGGCUGCGAAGAGUUUGUCCAAUUCAAUAAGCAUGUCAAAGGGUAUGAGUUGACGACCGACGGAGUGCGAGCUAUCUUUAGCGAUGGCACAAAAUCGGAAGAAGGCUCUAUGCUCGUUGGAGGCGAGGGCAUCAACUCAUAUGUCGCCAGACAACUAUCGAAUGGCAAAUUGAAGGUCUACGACACAGGAGCUCGCGGUAUACAUGGACAAGCACCCACGACAGCCUUCAAGGGACUAGGCGAAGGUGUCUUCCGAAUCGUCGACAACAGCAGAUCCAGCGGUACUUUUGCCGUGAUCACAAACGUUCGCGCUGGUGAUAUGGAUGAUCCUGAGACACAGUUUGGAUGGACUAUGGUUGGCGAACCUGGCGUUAUCAAGGCUCCGAACGACGACUACACCAUCGUCGGCGAGACCGCGUCGAACAUCGCUAGAGAACUCACGAAGGACUGGCACCCGAAAGUGAAACCUCUAUUCACAGAAUCUAAUACAUCCGAAGGGGCUUUCUGGAAGAUCACCAUCUCGACACCCUCAGGUGUUCCUGUUUGGCAUAAUCAGCCUCGCGUUACUGUCAUAGGUGAUGCAGCACAUUCAAUGACUCCUGCUGGAGGUCUGGGAGCGAAUACUGCAGUCAGAGACUCUGCUCUGUUAGGCAGACUGCUGCAGAACGGUUAUUAUGAAGGAGCGACAUCAGACUACGAAAAGGAAAUGAGGGUCUACGGAAGUGAAGCUGUAGGAAAGAGCUACGGCAUGGCUUCGAAGAUGUUCAAGAUCCAUAUUGACGAAGACAAGUCGACCACAAUGGAAGGUGAGGUCAGAGACAAUAGAAGUUCAGCGUAG
Messenger RNA from Aureobasidium musti, 1242 nucleotides. The record is from the annotation of a GenBank genome assembly. Lineage: Eukaryota; Fungi; Ascomycota; Dothideomycetes; Dothideales; Saccotheciaceae.